AUGGCAUCAUUAGCAACAAAUUUCUGCGGUUUCAUCUUCUUCUUCCCCAUUGGUCUCCAUCGUUUACUCUCAUCUUCCUCUCUCUAUCUCCACAACCCUUCUCACUUCCGAUCCAAACUCUGGUAUCUCUCCGACCCAAACUGGAAAAAUCUUGAUCUCUAUCUUCUCCUCAUAGCCUUACCAAUCGCUUCAUUCUCAGAAUUUUUCAUCUUUCUCUCUUUCUCCAACCACCCCACUUUCCGUUUCUCAUUCUUCCAACAAUCUUUCACUCUUUUAGCUUUCUGGGUCUUGAUCAUAUUGAUCAUUGGAUUGGAAUAUGUUAACUCUUUGCAUGUUAGUGAUAGUUUUGUUUAUGUUUUUGGUGGUGUUGUGUUUUUGAUGGAGUAUGAUGUUAUGGAUAAAGGUGUUUCAGGUGUUGCUGAUGUUGUUUAUGGUUUGUUAGGUGGAUUGACACUUGUGUGUGCUUCUGCAUGUUUUUAUUUGUCUGUUAAACCUAAUGCAUUUUUCGCGGAGUUUUUCUUGUGUUGUGGGAUGGUUUUUAAGGGUACUUGGUUUUUGCAAAUUGGGUUUUCUUUGUAUACUGAUUUGUUUGGAUUGAAAGGGUGUAAGAAGAUUUCGGUUUUGAGUUUGAGUCCGCGGAUUGAGAAUGUCGAUGUUUUAUGUGAUCUUGAUGAGGAUAGUUUGAGAGGUAUUGCUAUGAUGGAGCUUUUGUUUAUUUUGCAUGCUAUUGUGGUGUUGAUUUUGGGUCUUGGAUUUUUUGGAUUGGUAUCGUGGGGCGGGAAUUUGAGAGGCGGUGAUGUGAAGGGACCGUUGCUGGCGGAUCUUGAAUCCACAAGUAUGAGAUUGUGUGAUGCUUCAGAGAUCGAGAUGGGGUGA
Molecule: messenger RNA, 876 nt
Organism: Medicago truncatula (barrel medic)
Lineage: Eukaryota; Viridiplantae; Streptophyta; Magnoliopsida; Fabales; Fabaceae
Exons: 1
Coding region: 1-876 (291 amino acids)
Source: RefSeq, a predicted model, not a curated record